Molecule: messenger RNA, 1465 nt
Organism: Schistosoma turkestanicum
Lineage: Eukaryota; Metazoa; Platyhelminthes; Trematoda; Strigeidida; Schistosomatidae
Source: the annotation of a GenBank genome assembly
GACAGUUACGUUUUUAUAUUUCAUCUGAAGUGAUUUCAUGUCAAAUGUCUGGUCGUAUCUACUCUGCACUGUAUUCCAAAAUAGCAAAUCAACAGAAAUCUUCAGAGGAUGCUGUUUCAUUACCUGAACCAUUACUCAGUUUUCUAAAGUCAAGCAAUACAGAUGGAUCACAGAACUCUCCUGAUGAAUCUACAACUUCCUCUGAAAUCGAGGCGCGAGGUCGUCUUACGUCUUGGUUCUAUCAAGCUGAUACCGACCCUCUAAUGCUUAAAGGGAUGUCUCGACGACAGCGCCUUAUGGGGUUUUUCUUAUGCCUUCUUUCAGCAUCGUUGUGUCUUUGUUUGGCGAUGGUUUUUUUGCCAGUUAUUGCAACACCUUUUGGUAUGCGUAAAUACGUACUAUUACAUACACUUGGUAGUAUUUUAUUAAUCGGGAGUUUUUCAUUUCUUUGGGGUCCGUGGAAUCACAUUAAGGGCUUAUUUAGUACCGAGCGCCUGUUUUUUACUCUGAGCUAUUUGGUCAGCUUAUUUGGUGGUUUAUAUGCUGUGAUUGUAUGGCAGAGUGCUGUAUUUUCAGCUUUGGCUCUGAUUUCUCAAAUUUGUUUAGUUGUAUGGCAAAUUAUUAUUGCUAUACCUGGAGGCGCAACUGGUUUGACCACUCUCUUACGUGGCAGUUUGUGGACAGUAAAAGGAAUUUCUAAAGGUCUUCCUAUCUAGUUUUUUUUGCGCUACAUAUUGCUCUCUGUAAAAAAGGUUGGAGUAUUUUUAAAACCAUCCUGUUGAGGUGAUUUAUGCUGGCCUCACCACUAGAUUAUAUUGACUUUUCGAAGACCGUUUGAAUAAUAAUUUCUUAUGUUCAAUACCAUACUCGCUUUGUUCAAUUAAAACAAAAGGGUGAAUUUAUAAGGGACGAAACCGUUGGUUAAAUUUUUUUUAAUGAAUCUGUUACGGGUAGGCGUUUAAAUAGUCACAUCAAUCGAUUGUUAUGAUUAUCGUUUGUUGGGUAGUGCUAGCUGUUCGAAACCCGAUCUGGCAAAUUCGUCCACUGACUGUUAGGAUCUGCAACAGAAAAGACAAUGACAUUCCCUUUAUUGUAUCUGUGACACCACAGUUUACUUGUAAUCGGUGAUCUUAUUUUUCUCGAUUAUUCUGGAGUACAGAUGUGUACAGUCUGUCAAACAAUAUAAAUUUCUGAACAUGAUAGUUCUGCUUCACUCAUUAAAGUGAGUUGUAGGAUAGUUGCAAUAUUUGAAUAAAUAAAAGUGCAAAUAUGUUAACUGAGAUGCAGUGAUGUGUCUACAAUUCGAUAUCCCGGUGUUUGACUGUUACAAGAAUGCUGCGAUAUUCAGUAAAAUGAAAAAAACAUGGAAACAAGCUGCUUUCAAUGACAACAUUCCCGUGAACUCCGGUGUCAUUUAUUUUACAGUACUGCAGUUUGCCGAUAGAUAGUUUUCAAGUAUUUUCUA